This is a messenger RNA of Melospiza georgiana, 2195 nucleotides long. RefSeq names its product GRAM domain containing 4 (gene GRAMD4). NCBI's taxonomy places the organism in Eukaryota, Metazoa, Chordata, Aves, Passeriformes, Passerellidae. The transcript has 19 exons. Gene Ontology annotation, biological process: negative regulation of toll-like receptor 9 signaling pathway; apoptotic process. The coding region runs from base 116 to 2053 and encodes 645 amino acids. The record is from RefSeq and is a predicted model, not a curated record.
AUGCAGGUUCUGCUGUGAGCUUUGAUUCCUGAGCGGUGGCUGUGCCUAGCCGAGUUCAGGGCUGGGCACACGUUCGUGUUAAACAGCAGCCAGCAAUGUGCUGAUUGCUCAGAGCAUGCAGUGUCUGGAUGCUUCUUGGUGUGGAGCAGUAGAAGCAGAGGAAUGCUGCUGGAGAGCUUACUCGGGAGGAGACAGAGAGGAUGGCCUGGUAAAUGGCUGUUUUGCAAUUCAGGAUGUCAGCCUGGACUCCUGCAGACAGGUCAAUAGAGACUCCAACCGUCAUGUUAAGGUAAAGCAGAAAAGUGCAGUGCUGAACAUGCUAAAGAAGUUGGACAAAAUAAGGUUCAGAGGUCACAAGAGAGAUGAGUUCCUUGAUUUAGCAGAGUCUCCAAAUGCUUCAGACACUGAAUGUGGAGAUGAAAUCCCAGUGAAGAUACCUCGAACGUCUGCUCGAGAUAAUGAAGAGUUGAGAGACCCUGCUGGUCCAGGGACCACCAUCAUGGCUUCAGGAGUCCAGGAUUUUAACAGAACAGAGUCUGACAGACUGAAUGAGAUCAAAGGUCACCUGGAAAUAGCCUUACUGGAAAAACACUUUUUACAGGAGGAGCUCAGGAAGCUGAGAGAAGAAACAAACGCUGAAACAUUAAGGCAGGAGCUAGAAAAGGAGCGGCAGAGGAGAUUAGAGCUAGAACAAAGAGUCAAUGAAGUACUUAAAGCAAGGGCAGAAGAGGUGCCUGCAGCUCAGCAACCUGCAAAGCCACAGGCACAGGCCAAUGGAACAGAUAAGAGCUCUCACACAGUCUCCUCAAGACUCCAUAAGUGGUUUUGUGAUAAAUUUGGGGAGUAUAUUGAGGACUUCAGAUUUCAGCCAGAAGAGAAUACAGUGGAAACAGAAGAGCCACUUAGUGCUAGAAGGUUGACUGAAAAUAUGAGAAGAUUAAAGAGAGGUGCCAAACCUGUUACAAAUUUUUUGAAGAAUCUUUCUGCCUUAUUAGACUGGUAUUCUAUCUACACUUCUGCUAUUGCCUUUAUUAUUUACAUCAAUGCUGUAUGGCAUGGCUGGGCCAUUCCUAUGUUCUUAUUUUUAGCAAUUUUGAGGUUAUCCCUAAAUUACCUCAUAGCCAGGGGUUGGAGGAUACAGUGGAGCAUUGUGCCUGAAGUUUCUGAACAGAUGGAGCCCCCAAAAGAGGACCUGACUGUGUCUGAGAAGUUCCAGCUUGUUCUGGAUGUGGCUCAGAAGGCUCAGAACCUUUUUGGCAAGAUGGCAGACAUACUGGAGAAAUUUAAAAACUUGUUCAUGUGGGUCCAGCCAGAAAUAACACAGAAGCUCUACAUUGCUCUAUGGGCAGCUUUUAUUGCAUCCUGCUUUUUGCCCUACAGGAUUCUUGGGCUUGCAUUGGGACUCUAUGCUGGAGUCAAGUUUUUCCUUAUUGAUUUUAUCUUCAAACGAUGCCCCAGACUAAGAGAUAAGUAUGACACUCCUUACAUCAUCUGGAUAAGCCUCCUGACAGAUCCUCAGCUCAAAGAAAGAUCUAAUGCUACAGUGUCGAGACGGCUUCAAACAGCAACUGCCAGGAGUUAUGUGGGCUCAAGUGCCCCCACUGGAAUAAGCAAAGAUGAAGACACAAGUCGUUUUCAUUCCACCAAGAGAGGAAAUUUCCAUGAAGUUUUUAACCUGCCAGAGAAUGAACGUCCUUUGCCAGUGUGUGAAAAUGGCUGGCGCUGUUGCUUGAUCAACAGAGAUCGGAAGAUGCCCACAGACUACAUCAGGAAUGGAGUUCUCUAUGUCACAGAAAAUUACUUGUGCUUUGAAAGCUCAAAAUCUGGCUCAUCAAAAAGAAAUAAAGUUAUAAAGCUGUCGGACAUAACAGAUAUCCAGAAGUAUAAAGUGCUCUCUGUUCUCCCGGGAUCAGGGAUGGGUAUUGCUGUAUCAACACCAUCUACACAGAAACCUUUGGUGUUUGGUGCCAUGGUACACAGAGAUGAGGCUUUUGAGGCAAUUUUCAGCCAAUACAUGAAAAUCACAUCUGCAUCAUCCAGCACUGAAAGCUAGUGUCUUAUCUUGGAAGAACUAAAGGAAACUUCCUUCUUGUAUGACUUGGUAGUGAAAAAAUGAACAUCCUCAUCUACUUUGCAAUAAUUUUUCUUGUCUGGUGGUUUAUAUUCUAUCUGUUACAUAAACCAAGUGUAUUUUA